AUGAUAAACAUUUGGCUUUGCCUCUUUUUGAGUGCACUUUUUUGCUUCCAGUAAGUGACUUUUAUUGGAAAAGUUUGAUUUUUUUGGCCAUUCUUUUAAAUAACAUGCCUCAAGAUAUCCUAGGCUUUAUAUGUGCCUCGGGACUUACAAAUCUUUGUAUGUCUACAAAAUGUGUCACGAUGACACCGGUCUAAAAUGUGCCGGUGGAAUAAACAGUAGCUUUAUAUGGCUAUGAGUACUCUCUUUCUCGCUGCAAAAAAAAUCGUAAAAAUUCAGAAAAUCCGUCAUCCAAAAAUUUUAAAAGCUUUGAAUUUUUUUAUAACUACUCUACGAAGUAGUUCUAGCCAUAUACAGCCAUUUUUUAUACCGCUGAAACAUUUUUAAGUGGUGUCAUCAUGACACAUUUUCUGGACACACAAAGAUUUAUUAGUUCCGAGCCAUACAUAGCUCAAAAAUCCAUUCAAAAAAAUAUUUCAGAGCAGAAGCACACGCCUCAUAUGACAAAGUUCAACGGACCAGACAGAUUGCCACAGAAAGUCAGAUUGUGAAUCGACUGUUCAGCGGCGACUAUCAAGCAUCAGCGAGACCGCCGGCUCGAGGUAAUUAAGAGUUUUUAAAAUACGAUAAACGACAUAAAGGCGGUAUACCGCCUUUAUGUCGUCCGCGGUAUGAAUGCAAAUCGGUGUACGAAAAGAACUUGAUUUUUCCGCGACACAAUUCAUUUUGAUGCGAUUUCCGAUGCGACAGAGUGCUCAUUAUUUUCCCGACAGACUGAUAGUGCUGUCUGGCAUCCUGUAACUGGGUUUCCGCUCAGAUUUUGAUGAAACUUGGCACAAGUUUAGAAUAAUUUUUUUUUUUUUUUUUAUAUAUGCGAGAAUCAUAACUCGCGCUUUGCAGAAACAACCGAGAUUUUUAGAUCGAAAGUCGGCGAAAAUGUAGGACUUUUUGCCGAAUUUCGGUACGAAAAUUUUCAUGCCUAUUUCGACCGUAAAGGAUAAUGUUUCUACAAAAAAUCAAAUUUUUUCGCACGAAACUGCCAAAGUUAUGCCAAAAAGUGCUUUUCUCUCUGACCGCUCUCCACGUUUAGCGUGCUCUCUCGGCGGCAAAAAUCGUUCGAUAUCUCGGCGGCGCCCGCAAAGCGCGGGCUAAAACUUUCAGGAAUUGAUAUAUAGUCCAUACACGACGUGUGUGCAAAAUUUUGAGAAAAUCUGAGCGUCGCACUUGGAGUAGUGGAAAGAGCUUCAAAUCGUUUGCGAUUGACAGGCUUGUUGCAUCGAAGUUCGUUUUUCAGAGGUUUACAGCGGUUUCUAUAGUUGCCCUACCUCAUUUUUUUCUAGUUUCUCCCUAAAGGUGUAUUUAUACCGUGAAGGGUACUAGUCCAUUACUAGUACGAGCAAUAACAGCUCUCAAAACAAUAAUUAUGAUUUUCAGAAUCAGUGGAUCACGCCACAAUUGUGGUCAUCACCUCCAUUCACAUCAACCGCGUCUCGUGGAAGACCUACACAGCGGUAUGUUUUAAAUUUAUCAUUAUUUAUUUCUCUCCUUUCAGGAAGUCGAUCUCUAUCUGCGCCAACAAUGGGAGGACAAUCGGCUAAAAUACGACGUGGAUGUGCGCGAGCAGAUCGAAGAGAUUGUGAUUCCGGCCGACAAGAAGGUGUGGAUGCCGGACACCUACUUCGGAACGGCCAAAGAGCUGACUACCGCGGGCAGUGACAAAUACAGAGUUGUUGUCGAGCCUAGUGGAUAUGUCCGAUCCAGCGAGCAGUAGGUUAAAGCGGGUUUUUAAAAUACGCCAAAAUAAAUGAUUCUGGAAUUUUUUUUCCUUUGUUACUGUAAAAGAAAAUCAAAAAAAAUAUAUAUUUUUUUUUUUAAAUUUGAUGAAAUUUUUUCAGAAAAGUCAUCGAAGUCGUGGUGGAGAACAGCAUCGCCUAUCCAUUCCACAACACCAAGUCUUUCCGGAUCCGGCUGGCUUCUUGUAAGUUCAGAAAAUUUGAGAAAGUUGAGAACAUACUUUACCCCAAAAAUCAUUUUUAGGAUACUGCAUUAGAAAAAAAUUCAUUCACCUUUACUAUUCGUUGUCUCCGUCCACGCACUAUCGGUUGACAAAAAGAUUUUAUAAUAGAUAGCAAAAUUCUUUCAGACGAAUUUUUGGAAUGCUAAAUUGGUCCUAAAGAAUCAAGAGAAAUUUAGAAUUUUGUGCCCAGAAAGCAAGGUUUUGUCCAGGCAGCCAAAAAAAAACAGUGAAAAAUUUUCUUCAAAUACGUCGCACAUUUUCCUCGAAGAAUUGUAUAGCUCACUCUUUACAACAGGAACUGUUAUAUGAACAGUUUUAUACAUGAUUAUAUAGAUAAGAUAUGGACGGCCGGUUAUAGCCAGAGAUUGCCACGGCUCCGGAGCCGGCUUUUGGCUCCGGCUCUGAGCGGCUCCGGCUCCGAGCCGGAGGCCAGAGCCGGAGCCGGAAAUUUUGGGGUCGGCUCCGGCUCCCGAGCCCAAAGUCGGAGCCAGGCUUCCCAGCGGUCAGAAAAGUAAAAAUUUCGUGAUCUUGUUAAACCAAAUUGCUUGAAAAACACUGCGGAGGAUGUGACUUGACUGCAAAAACGUUGGCUGUAUGAUCUAUGGCACUAAUAACUUUUAUUUUUGGAAAAAUAUUUUUAAAAAAACAUUUUGCAUAGGAGCCGGGAUUCGGAGCCGGAGGCCUUUUUAAAUUUUGCACGGAGCCAAGAGCCGGAGCCGGAGCUGCAAAUUUGGCCUCGGCUCCGGCUCUGGGGGCUAAGAGCCGGAGCCGACAUUUUGACCGUGGCAAUUAAUAAUUAUAGCAUUGUUUUUCAGAGGCGUAGUUGACCCAAAAUUCAAAAUUUUACCUUGCUUCCCCUUUUCCAUCUUUUCUUCGACUUGCCGGAUACCCGUCAUGUGUCCCCCCUAGCCCUGUCUUGCCAUGCUUGCUAUUCGCUUAAUUCUGCCUAGAAAUAGAUGGCGACUCUAAAUUUCAUGCUGGCGAAAAAAUUCUACGAUCUUUAUUACUCUAGGAGUAAUUCUAGUCACGACAAACCGGCUCAAAAAUUUUUUGGGUAAGAUUAAAGAUUUCACUAACAGGGGAAGUACUCCAAGUGCGACGCUCAGAUUUCCUUUAAAUUUUGCACACACGUCGGGUAUAGACUAAAUAUCAAUUCCUGAAGGUUUUAGCUCGCGCGUUGCGGGCGUCGCCGAGAUAUCGAACGAUUUUUGCAGCCGAGAGAGCACGCUAAACGUGGAGAGCGGUCAGAGAGAAAACACCUUUUUGGCCAUAACUUUGACAGUUUCGUGCGGAAAAAUUUGAUUUUUUGUAGAAACAUUAUCCUUUACGGUAGAAAUAGGCAUAAAACUUUUCGAGUCAAAAUUCGGCAAGAAGUCCUAAAUUUUGGCCGACUUUUGAUUUAAAAUCUCGGUUGUUUCUGCAAAGCGCGAGCUAGAAUUCUCUGUCAUCGUCUUCUGAAGACUUGAUUUUCUAACCCCGUGUCAUUAUCCUUUCCGUAUUUUACCCCUUCUUUACCACAGGCAGUUCUCUAUUUUUUCAGACAACUACCCCAUUACCGACGUGGUGUACAUGUGGGCGAACGCUCCACCCAAGAUAGUUCCGGUUGAGGUUUCCAAGGAGCUUUUGGACGGCGAUGGAUACGUCCUGAAGGACGCGUAUGUGGGAGAGUGCGUUGGAAAUUACACGGUCGGGAUUUACUCCUGCAUCGAUGUUGUGGUGACAUUCACCGGGUCGGCGGCUGCUCCCAUUUUCCAGCUGCUGGGACCCUCGAUUUUGCUGGUAAGCAAAAAUUAGAGUCUUUAUCAUAAAAUGAGACUUGUUAUUCUAUUGUUUGGAUAGUAGGAUUCUAAAAUACGAUGUGUGAAACUCUCUGGUUUUAGGUGAUCUUCUCAUGGCUUCACUUCUGGAUCCACGGCUCAUGGUCGGUACCUCGAACAAUCAGUUCCACUGUGCCUUUCAUCCUCUUCACUGUGCUCAUUGUGAGUUGUUGCAUUGUAAAAUACGGGGCACUUACUUUUCACUCUUUUCUGAAAAAAGAAUUUGCGAUUUUUUUUGGCUAUUUUGCUAACUUUUUUCUUGUUUUUAAAACUUAAAAAUACCAUGUAAAAAAAUAAAAUUAGCUCACGAUGUAUAAAGCUUUAAAAAGCGGUUAUUUCUGAAAAAUUUUGAAUUUCUUCAAAUUUUUCGAACCUAUCCUACAUGUCAAACAAACAAACUUCUGAAAAUUUUUGUUCAUACUUUCCAAGAGGAACCAAGAUAUUCAUGAAUCUUUUCUUUUGUGAUCUUUUUUUCUUUAACGACCUCGAGAGAGUACAUGAAAUGCGGAGAGCGGUCAGAGAGAAACACUUUUUGGACAUAUCUCGGCCAGUUUUGUACGGAAAAAAUUGAUUUUUUGUGGAAACAUUAUCCUUUACGGUAGAAAUAGGUGCGAAAUUUUUCAUGUCAAAAUUCACAAAAAAAUGUGUCAAAUUUUUGCCAACUUUUGAUCUAAAAUUCUCGGUGGUUUCUGGAAAUCGCUAGGAGUCUCUGAUAUGUCUUACAAAAAAUUAUUCUAAAUUUGGGCCAAGUUUUGAUAAAAAUCUGAGCGUCGCACUUGGGGUACCUCCCAAUAAAACAAAAAAAAUUUUUUUAAAAUUUAAAAAAUUUUCAGAAAAUUAAAAAAAAAUUUAAUUCCAUUUUCACUUUCCAGAUCUUCUACCCCCAGCCCCAUCUCGGCCGCACCGGCAUCGGCGCCACUCAGGUUUGGCUGAUCUUCUGCGCAGCCAUUACGUUCGCCUCGUUGGUCGAGUAUUUCCUCGUGAUUUGCACCGGCGCCGGCUCCACGAAACGCGCCAAAUACGCGCCUCCGCAAACGCUCGAGAAGACCCCGCUCACCGAGGUGGAGAUUCAGAGCGAAAGCCGCCGCGGCAACUAUCAGGCCACCAGCAAUUUGGACAUCAUUGCCAGAAUCAUCUUCCCCAUCAUCUUCAUCAUCUUUGUCAUCAUCUUCCUCAUCUUCUAUCUCAUUUGA
Molecule: messenger RNA, 5024 nt
Organism: Bursaphelenchus xylophilus (pine wood nematode)
Lineage: Eukaryota; Metazoa; Nematoda; Chromadorea; Rhabditida; Aphelenchoididae
Source: the annotation of a GenBank genome assembly